AAGUAAGUUGGCAGCACUAGUCUAAUUUGUAAGAUUAUUUGGCUGCGUUAAUCCAAGAUCAUGUCCAGUGGAAAUCGCUUCAAGAAAUCCAAUGCCUAUGGCUCCAGGGGCCACAGCAAGGAUGACGAGGACUACAUAGUGGAAAAAUUUAUCGGGAAACGCUUCCUGCGAGGACGUGCCCAAUAUUUAGCCAAAUGGGAGGGCUAUGCGGAGGAGGAGAGUACCUGGGAGCCCAUGGAAAAUUUAGGCAAUUGUGCGACGCUGGUUGCCGAUUAUGAAGCGGAGCUUUUUAAGCGGAAUAUGGAGCAAAAACGUUUAAAUAACUAAAAAGAAUGCUUAUUAUGUACUUUGCGGGCAAAUAAAAGAUAUGUAAUUGUGUAU
Drosophila elegans is the source of this 381-nucleotide messenger RNA. Its product is annotated as chromobox protein homolog 5. Gene Ontology annotation, molecular function: chromatin binding. The record is from RefSeq and is a predicted model, not a curated record. Gene Ontology annotation, biological process: negative regulation of transcription by RNA polymerase II; chromatin organization. The coding region runs from base 61 to 327 and encodes 88 amino acids. NCBI's taxonomy places the organism in Eukaryota, Metazoa, Arthropoda, Insecta, Diptera, Drosophilidae. The transcript has a single exon. Gene Ontology annotation, cellular component: pericentric heterochromatin.